GUACGGCGGUUGCUGACCAAUAAGGUGGCUGCAUGUCUUCCACUCCGCGUUUGAUUUCUGCAACGUGGGUACGUGAGAGUGGGACGUCAACAACAGUCUUAAAUCUUGUGUACUGAAUUACUAGAGUAGUUGUGCGACUUAUGUGUAUUGUUUUUCUUUAUUUUGUUUAUAUUGUGCCAUCUGAGUAAACUUUUUAGUGCUGCGAAGUUUUUUGAACUUGCAAAGUUUGUGGUGAUCGCGAUAAAGUAGCUGUGCGACAUACGUGUGGUGUUUUUCUUCAUUUUGUUUAUAUUGUGCAAAUUUAGUAAACUUUUGAAUGCUGCGCAAUUUUUUAAGGUUGGAAACUCUGUGUGAAAGAAAAAUGAAACGUACUUCACAGCAGUCGCUUUUGGCAUUUUUUCCAAAGAAGGUGAAAACCAACGACGAAUCGAACUCGCAAAACAAUGAAAGUACACCCAGUGUGCGUAUGGAUAUCAAUACAGAUGCUUCAAUUCCCUCCAGCUCUAAGAACAAAGAUGAAACAGGCCACAAUAGCCUGGAUUCUGUUAUAAUGGAAGACGAGUACGAUAUUGGCAAAUAUGUGUCAAAAGCUCCAAAAAAUGAUAAUGAAAAAUUAAAAGCUUUGAAAGAAACCUGGACUCCUCCUGAGACUUUUAAGUUUCCCGUCACUGGUAACAGAAAUCUUUGUUUUCAACGUCAUUGGACCCAAAAGAACCCAUGGUUAGCUUAUUCAAAUAUAGCACAAGGGGCACUAUGCAAAAUGUGCGUUUUGUUUGGACAGACCGAAGGUGGUCGCGGUGAUCAAAAACUUGGAAGUUUUGUCACAAAGCCAUUUAAUAACUGGAAAAAAGUUCUGGAAAAGAUCGAACAAUAUCGAAAUACAAAUUACCAUAAAUAUGCUGUUGAACUGGCAAGCAAUUUCGCAAGUGUUAUGGAAGGUCAAUCCCGUGAUGUUACAGAACCAUUUAAUGCGCAAAAUAAAAUCAUUGCCGAAGAAAACAGACAGAGGCUGUGUGCCAUAAUAGACACAAUCUUAUUUUGCGGACGUCAAGAGUUGCCUUUGAGGGGAAAUCAAGACUCUGGUGAAAUUGGCAUCCGUUAAAUAAUGAUGGAAAUUUUCGCGCACUACUUCGUUUUCGAGCACGAUCUGGUGAUGAAGUUCUUAAAAAUCACUUACUUACUCAAAGUACUCAUACUAGGGCUAUGUACGGGCUAUGUAUGGAAGUGCUAUUCAAGAGGAACUAAUAGGUAGAGUCAAACAGUCAGGUUUCUUUGCUGUACUUGCCGACGAAACUCAAGAUGUGUCACGUCAUGAACAGCUGUCACUUUGCCUUCGCUAUGUUGACUGCUCUUCUGGAAAGGCUCUUAUUCGAGAAGACUUUCUUGAAUUUGUUCAUGUUAGUGACGUUACAGCUGCAGCUUUAGCUUCGACGAUCAUGCAAAGGCUAAAAUCAUUCGGAUUAGAUUUGAAGAAUUUAGUUGGUCAGGGCUAUGAUGGAGCCGCUGUGAUGAGCGGACGGUUGAAAGGCGUAAGAACCAUAAUUACGAAUAAAUAUCCCCGAGCACAGUUCGUACACUGUGCAGCUCAUACUUUGAACUUAGUUUUGGCUCAUUCUUGCCAGAUCCCUGCAAUCAGAAACUGUAUCGGGACUAUUAAAAGCAUAAUUAACUUCUUUAGACAAUCAGCACUCCGAGAUGGCCUUCUAAAAAAAACUGCGGACGAGAUUGGAGCACCUCAUUCAACCCUUAUCUCGCUUUGUGAGACACGCUGGACGGAGAAACACACAGCCGUUGAAAGGUUUUCCGAGAUGUUUCCCGUGGUACUUGCUACACUUCAAGCUCUCCAAGAGUCGGAAAGGGAAGUAGCAACCCAAGCUUACCAGUUGCAAGUCGCAAUGGAAAAUAGCCAGUUUAUAGUGUCAAUGAUAGUUUUAAAGAAAAUUUUAUAUAAAAUACAUAAAAUUUGAACCAUGUCCUGCAAAAAGUCAAUAUUGACUUAGCUAAUACUUGCAAUUAUGUGACAACAAUUAAAACAACCUUGCAGAACCUACGUAAUGAACAGGAAUUCUCAAAUCUUUUUGAGGAAGCAAGAAAGUUGAGUUCCACUGAUAUAAGUGCUCCAAGAGUAAGUGGUAGACAAAUAAAUCGUAGUAAUAUACCAGGUCAAACUGCAGAAGUUUAUUAUCGACAAAAUGUGUUCUACCCGUUUAUCGAACACGUAACCACCGAGUUUGAUGCUCGCUUUAAGUCUCACGAAGAAGCAAUUUCAGGAAUUCAGUUGCUUCUGCCUAACCAGACUCAAAAUACCGAAGCAGCAAAGAAAUGUAUAGUAGGGAUAGGAGCAACAUUUCUUAGUGAAGUGGAAAUAAAAGGUUUGGUAAGCGAGUAUGAGCUCUGGCACAAUCAUUGGUCUAAUCAGGAAAAGCCCUCUACCGUAUUAGAAGCUAUGGACGGGUGUGACGAACUCUUUUUCCCAACGGUUAAGAAGCUUCUUCAAAUCUUAGCGACACUUCCAGUGUCAACUGCCACGCCUGAACGCAAUUUUUCCACUCUUAAGAGGCUAAAAACGUACUUAAGAAAUAGAAUGGGAGACGAGAGGCUUACAGGCCUCGCGCUUAUGAAAUAUCGCGAUAAAAUUAAAUGCCUCCGAAAUUAUAAAUAAGUUAGCUGAAAGAAGAAAAAGAAUGAACUUAAUUUUGUAACAAUGAGUACCUUAAGUUUUAAUAAAUUUUUUGGCA
Diorhabda sublineata is the source of this 2738-nucleotide messenger RNA. RefSeq names its product zinc finger MYM-type protein 1-like. NCBI's taxonomy places the organism in Eukaryota, Metazoa, Arthropoda, Insecta, Coleoptera, Chrysomelidae. The coding region runs from base 317 to 1102 and encodes 261 amino acids. The record is from RefSeq and is a predicted model, not a curated record. The transcript has 3 exons.